AUGACUGGAAGGGGCUCAAAGGCUUCCAUUGCUAGCACUGUGUCAUCAGCACGACUGAAGGCGAUGCAGGAAAAAGCAGCCUUGGAGGUGAGAAGGAAGACACUCAAGAAGAAACAGGCUACCGAAAUGGCAAGAUUGAAGCUGAAGCUGGAAGAAGAGGAGCUGAAUUUGACUACAGAACUGGACACUGUUGAAGCAAAAGAAAGAGCUUUGGACAGUUUUGAGUUCCAAUCUAAUGCAGGUGAGAGUGACAAGCACUGUGGCAACAACAGAAGUGAAACUGCCACUUCAGGUGAUAACAUCCUUCUCUCUGUUGUUCGGCAACUGAAAAGACCCAUCCCAGAGAUCAAGCGGUUUAGUGGGGAUCCAGCUGACUACCGAAAGUUUAUCCGGCAGUUCAAUACGAAAGUGGCAGUACACACCGAAAAUGAUGACGAGCGACUGAGCAACUUAGAGCAAUUCACUACAGGAGAAGCGAACAGAAUUGUCUCAGGUUUCAGCCACCUUCCCUUUGAGCAAGGAUAUCCAGCAGCUCUGAAGGAGUUGGAGUCAAGAAAUGGAGAUAUGCAUCUCAUGGCCCACUCCUUCAUUAAGAAAGCACUCGAUUGGCCAUGUGUUCGUCCAGACAACCAAAGCACUUGA
Molecule: messenger RNA, 642 nt
Organism: Acanthaster planci (crown-of-thorns starfish)
Lineage: Eukaryota; Metazoa; Echinodermata; Asteroidea; Valvatida; Acanthasteridae
Source: RefSeq, a predicted model, not a curated record